This is a messenger RNA of Penicillium argentinense, 271 nucleotides long. RefSeq lists its product as uncharacterized. Lineage: Eukaryota; Fungi; Ascomycota; Eurotiomycetes; Eurotiales; Aspergillaceae. Bases 80 to 271 code for a protein of 63 amino acids. The transcript has 2 exons. The record is from RefSeq and is a predicted model, not a curated record. Gene Ontology annotation, cellular component: membrane.
GGUUCGGCGGUUUUGCGACAACUCUGAUGACCCUCUCCCUCUAUAUGAUGGGUUUCCGCGGUGUUUCAAAUCAGACGUUAUGCGUUGCAAACCUUUGUUUCCUCGCUGGUGUUGCCUUCUUAUAUCGGCGCAAUGGGAAAUGGUGAAGGGUAUUACUUUCGGGUAUACCGUGCUCCUGGCAUUCGGCUUCCACUAUGGCGGCUAUGGGGUCAUGCUAAUGCCGUACAGGGGUGUUGUCGAUGCUUAUGGUGGCAAAACAGCAGCUGGAUAA